Molecule: messenger RNA, 1146 nt
Organism: Penicillium angulare
Lineage: Eukaryota; Fungi; Ascomycota; Eurotiomycetes; Eurotiales; Aspergillaceae
Product: actin-related protein ArpA
Exons: 3
Coding region: 1-1146 (381 amino acids)
Source: RefSeq, a predicted model, not a curated record
AUGGCUGAAGCAACCCUUCACAACGUGCCGAUUGUCAUUGACAAUGGCAGCGGGACAAUUCGAGCUGGAUUCGCAGGAGAAGAGAUCCCAUCAUGCUAUUUCCCUUCGUUCGUCGGUCGCCCCAAACAUCCGCGGGUCAUGGCUGGUGGUCUGGAAGGAGACUCCUUCAUCGGCCAGCGCGCACAGGACCUCCGCGGUCUGCUGAAGAUCCGAUAUCCGCUUGAACAUGGAAUCGUUACAAAUUGGGAGGAUAUGGAGUCAAUCUGGCACUAUGUCUAUGAAAACGAGCUCAAGACCCUCCCCGAAGAACACCCUGUACUCCUUACCGAACCUCCGCUGAACCCACGCGCAAACCGUGACAUCGCUGCUCAGCUGAUGUUUGAGGCUUUCAAUGUGCCAGCGCUGUAUAUGUCUAUUCAGGCUGUGCUUUCUCUUUACGCGUCUGGGCGUACAACGGGUGUCGUGUUGGACUCUGGAGAUGGUGUCUCUCAUGCCGUACCCGUGUUUGAGGGUUUCGCUAUCCCCAACAGCAUUCGCAGAAUCGAUGUUGCCGGUCGUGAUGUCACAGAGCAGUUACAAUUACUUCUCCGCAAAGCUGGUCAUGUUCUACACACUAGUGCUGAGAAAGAGGUUGUGCGCAUGAUUAAGGAGAAGGUCUGCUACGUGUCGUUGGAUCCUAAGCGUGAAGAGAAGGAAUGGUUGAACAGCUAUCACAAGUCUGAUGCGAAGGCAGUGGAUUAUGCUCUGCCGGAUGGGCAUAAGAUCAAGAUUGGCCAAGAGCGUUACCGUGCCCCUGAGAUCUUGUUCGAUCCCGAAUUAAUCGGCCUUGAAUACCCCGGCGUGCACCAAAUUGUCCAGGACGCCAUCACUCGCACAGAUCUCGACUUGCGCAAGUCACUAUACCUUAACAUUGUGCUUUCGGGUGGAUCCACACUCUGCAAGAACUUCCCAGACCGUCUGAUGCGCGAAAUCAAGCGCCUUGCCGUCGAAGAUAUGAAGAUUCGUAUCUCUGCGCCCGCAGAGCGUAAGUAUACCACCUGGAUUGGUGGUAGCAUUCUUGCUGGCCUCAGUACAUUCAGAAAGAUGUGGGUUAGCGCAGAUGAAUGGCAUGAAGAUCCCGAGAUUAUUUUCAAGCGAUUCGCAUAG